Messenger RNA from Octodon degus (degu), 772 nucleotides. RefSeq names its product SH3 domain binding glutamate rich protein like 3 (gene Sh3bgrl3). Gene Ontology annotation, cellular component: cytoplasm. The record is from RefSeq and is a predicted model, not a curated record. The coding region runs from base 121 to 402 and encodes 93 amino acids. The transcript has 3 exons. NCBI's taxonomy places the organism in Eukaryota, Metazoa, Chordata, Mammalia, Rodentia, Octodontidae.
AGUGACUCGCGGGCGGAGCAGGAAGGAAACCGCUCCCGAGCUCGGCGGCGUCGUCUCCCGGCAGUGCAGCUGCUGCCACCACUGCCCCUCCGUCUGUCUGCACGUUUGUCUGCUUGCAGCAUGAGCGGCCUGCGGGUCUACAGCACGUCGGUCACCGGCUCCCGAGAAAUCAAGUCCCAGCAGAGCGAGGUGACCCGCAUCCUGGACGGCAAACGCAUCCAGUACCAGCUAGUGGACAUCUCCCAGGACAACGCCCUGCGGGAUGAGAUGCGAGCCUUGGCAGGCAACCCCAAGGCUACCCCACCCCAGAUUGUCAACGGGGACCAGUACUGUGGGGACUAUGAGCUCUUCGUGGAGGCUGUGGAACAGAACACACUGCAGGAAUUCCUGAAACUGGCCUGAGUUGAGCCAGCCCACAGUUCCCACAGGACUCAGCACCACAUUCUCCCCACAGCCUUGCAGGACCUUGUGACCAACUCCCUUCAGUCUUAACUUUCUUACCUUGGAAUCCCUCACCCUAGCCUAUAGCCUUCUCCCUCUCUGUGACUCCCUUUCCUCCAUUCAGAGGCAACAUUCCUUAUCUACUAGUCCGAGAAAUUGUCUUAAAAUAACAGCCCAAGGGCUAGCUUUCCUCAGCCAAGCCUUGCGGCUGCCACCCCACCUGACACUGGCUGGUGGGCACUUCUGUUAGUUCCAUUAGCCAGAGCUCUGCCAAAGGCCCCGCAGCCCCCUCCCCCAACACCCUAGAACAAUUAAAUGCCCAUUCCAUUGG